This is a messenger RNA of Pyricularia oryzae 70-15, 1331 nucleotides long. RefSeq names its product methylene-fatty-acyl-phospholipid synthase. Gene Ontology annotation, molecular function: S-adenosylmethionine-dependent methyltransferase activity. Lineage: Eukaryota; Fungi; Ascomycota; Sordariomycetes; Magnaporthales; Pyriculariaceae. The transcript has 4 exons. The record is from RefSeq and is a predicted model, not a curated record. The coding region runs from base 290 to 925 and encodes 211 amino acids. Gene Ontology annotation, biological process: phosphatidylcholine biosynthetic process.
CCUAGAACCGCUGUGGUGAGGAGAAACAGGUACCUUAUGCUACCUUAUCCAGGCUUGCCAGGUUGCCAGGUAGGUACAUGUAAGCAAGCAUGUGGCAUGUGCUAUGAAUUUCGUCACUGCCCCCAAGCUUCCGUCUGGCCGGGCUAAGCAGCCUAAAGCGAACUGGAAGCUUAAUGCCGUCUGUCCAUAUCGUGUGUCCCCCCCACCACACAGCGACAGCUUCUACACACCGUACUGGGCUUGACUGCUUCUGGAAUAUUCACAUUGCAUUAUAAUCAUUUGCAAAACAAUGGCGCCUGCUCCGACUCCCCUUGGCCAGCUGGUCGACUUCUCGCAGGAGAGUUUUGUUGUCUCGGCAUGCGCGAUCGCCUUUAACCCUCUUUUCUGGAACAUCGUCGCGAGACAGGAAUACCACAACAAGGUUUUGACGCGCCUCUUCGGAGGCCGCAGCCAGACCGCGUGCUACUUCCUCGCCGCCACCAUCUUCUCCCUCGGCAUCGUCCGCGACCUUUUGUACGAGCGCGCGCUGCGCGACCAGCCCGCACACCCGCUCCUCGACAAUGACCUAGCGACAUACAUCGGAUACGCCCUGAUCGGGUGCGGCAACAUCCUCGUUGUGUCGUCGACGUGGCAGCUGGGCAUCACGGGCACGUUCCUGGGCGACUACUUUGGCAUCCUGAUGGAUCACAUGGUCACGGGCUUCCCGUUCAAUGUUACCGAUGCGCCCAUGUAUUACGGUAGCACCAUGAGCUUCCUCGGAGGCGCUCUGAUCUAUGGCAAGCCGGCGGGCGUGUGGUUGACGGCUUGGGUGUUGAUGGUGUACAAGGUUGCACUCUCGUACGAGAACCCUUUUACUUCGGAGAUCUAUGCCAAGAGGGAGCGGGAGCGGGCUGCCGAGAAGACGGAGCUGAAGAAGACUCGUUAAUGGAGGCUCGGUCGUGGCACUGGAAGCUUCAGCCCGUUGGCUAGGAACCGGCUGACGUGCGGGACAGUGGUAUGGGGAGUUCACAUGGAGGUCGAGCUGUUGUUCCUCAAACGGGGAAUGAGUGGUGCAUUGGUGGAGGUUGGAUAGUCUGAGAAAGGACUAGAUAACUGCUGGUGUUUGCGGUACAACUUGGGGGCAAAUUGUGGGCGCGUGUGCUUUCGUUCUCAACGGCGUUUCGGUAGCACAGCAUAGCGUGCAGAAAAAGGGACAUUUUGUGUGGUCUACCUAGCUGGGUCAGCAAGGUCGUUUAGCUAUCAAGGUACACAGUAUGGCAUUCAACUGCCGCCACAUUGUUAUUUGGUAAUUGCCUCUUGGGCUGAUAAAUUAUAUUGAGAUUGCUUACUGG